Lottia gigantea (owl limpet) is the source of this 828-nucleotide messenger RNA. RefSeq lists its product as hypothetical. The transcript has a single exon. The coding region runs from base 1 to 828 and encodes 275 amino acids. Gene Ontology annotation, molecular function: dopamine neurotransmitter receptor activity, coupled via Gi/Go; G protein-coupled receptor activity. NCBI's taxonomy places the organism in Eukaryota, Metazoa, Mollusca, Gastropoda, Lottiidae. Gene Ontology annotation, cellular component: membrane. Gene Ontology annotation, biological process: adenylate cyclase-activating adrenergic receptor signaling pathway. The record is from RefSeq and is a predicted model, not a curated record.
AUGUUUUUAAUUCACAUAGUCAAUAUCGCUGUAGCCGAUAUUUUAGUAGGAAUCUUCGUUCUCCCAAUAUUGGUAGAUUUCAUCUUGGCUGGUAGCUGGAAGCUAGGUGAUGAAGCUUGUCAAUUUUGGGUGAUUUCAGACAUCUUAAUGUGUACUGUGUCUAUAAUAGCCAUUGUUAUGGUCAGUUAUGAUCGGUUUAUUUAUCUCAAUUGGCCGAAAUUUUACUCCUCGGGUUAUAAACAAUAUAUUCUCGGGUCAGUCAUGGUGUUAUUACCUUGGAUUAUCGGUCUUGGUUUAGUGUUACCUAUUUGGUUAAAUGGACAAGCUAGUCAGUUUAAAUCAGAAGACAGUUGCCUAUUGGUUCUUCAAAGAGAUUUUCAAAUAGCAUCUUGUUUCAUUAGUUUUUUUGUACCAGCAUUUUUUGCCAUCUGUAUGAAUUUCGCCAUUUUGAUAAUGCUUUGUGUUUUGAGAAGAAGAUGGCAGGAUCGAGGAUACAUUCCAAGCUCCAAACGCCCAGCAAGACAGGUCCUGACCGUAGGUUUAGUUAGCCUCGUCUUCGUAGUCAUGUGGACGCCGUUUUUCGUCCUUGUAUUUCUGAAAACGAUCGAUAAAACAUUCAUCGCCCCUUCUUUAUUGGACUUUGCAAUUUGGUUUGGUUAUUUGAAUUCAGGGGUUACCCCGGUACUGUGGUUGAUUUAUCCCCUAGUUAGAGAAAGUUAUCUUGAUCUGAUAUGUUGUAUCAAGAGAACACGCGAGAAACCAAACGAUGAAACAAGAAGAACCAUGAUUGAUGAUCAACCAGCCGACAUCGAACUCCGAGACAUGUAG